This is a messenger RNA of Colius striatus (speckled mousebird), 4153 nucleotides long. It is a transcript of the gene TLE3, whose product is annotated as TLE family member 3, transcriptional corepressor. Gene Ontology annotation, molecular function: protein binding; transcription corepressor activity. Gene Ontology annotation, cellular component: nucleus; transcription regulator complex. The coding region runs from base 592 to 2931 and encodes 779 amino acids. The transcript is spliced from 22 exons. Gene Ontology annotation, biological process: regulation of DNA-templated transcription; negative regulation of canonical Wnt signaling pathway. The record is from RefSeq and is a predicted model, not a curated record. NCBI's taxonomy places the organism in Eukaryota, Metazoa, Chordata, Aves, Coliiformes, Coliidae.
CCGGCGCCGGAGAGGCCGCCCGGGUUUUGUUCCCCGUUCCCCGCCGCCCCGCUUCGCCCGAGCGCUCCGGCGGCGGCGCGGACCGCGUGCUCCGGGGCUGCCAGCGCGGGGGCUCCGCUCGCCCACCCACCCCUCGGCUUCUUCGCAGGGCGGCACAACGCCUCGGAUUCCCCCCCUCCCAGCCAACCUCAUCCGUUCGCCGCACACCCCUUCCACCCGUUCCCGGUUCCCCCGCGGCGGAGCGGCGGCGGCGGCGGCGGCAGCAUGGCUUGUGGAGUUACGGCGAGACCGGCUGGACGGAGCUGAAACGGCCGCCCCCGGGGCGGGGGGAGCCGCGGCGGAGGGCACUUCGCAUGUCCGCGGGCGCCCGGGAAGUCGGAUGUCAGGAAUACCGCGGGAUCCUCCUUCCUCCGGGGCUGUUUUGGUUGCGUUUUGUUGUUGUUGUUGUUGCCGCCGCUUUUGAAAGAUUCUCUUUUUGGGGUUCUCGGCCUCUCCGGAGCGCUCCGUGGCCGGCGGGCAGCAGCGCACGUCGCGAUCGCCGUAGCGAGGCACGGCGCGGCUGGUUCCAGUGACCGCGCCCCCAGCCCUGCCAUGUACCCCCAGGGCCGGCACCCGGCUCCGCACCAGCCGGGCCAGCCGGGCUUCAAAUUCACCGUAGCCGAGUCCUGCGACCGGUUCAAGGACGAGUUCCAGUUCCUACAAGCCCAGUACCACAGCCUGAAAGUGGAGUAUGAUAAGCUGGCGAACGAGAAGACAGAAAUGCAGCGCCAUUACGUUAUGUACUAUGAGAUGUCCUAUGGUUUGAAUAUUGAAAUGCACAAACAGACAGAAAUUGCUAAAAGACUGAAUACCAUUUUAGCCCAGAUCAUGCCUUUUCUGUCACAAGAGCACCAACAGCAGGUGGCACAGGCUGUUGAGCGUGCCAAGCAAGUGACCAUGACGGAGUUGAAUGCUAUCAUCGGGGUACGUGGACUUCCCAAUCUGCCUCUCACCCAGCAGCAGCUCCAGGCCCAGCACCUCUCCCACGCCGCCCACGGGCCCCCGGUCCAGCUGCCGCCGCACCCCUCGGGUCUGCAGCCGCCGGGCAUCCCGCCGGUGACGGGCAGCAGCUCGGGGCUGCUGGCCCUCGGUGCCCUGGGCAGCCAGGCUCACCUCGCCGUCAAGGAUGAGAAAAACCACCAUGACCUGGACCACAGAGAGCGAGACUCGAGUGCAAAUAACUCUGUUUCGCCCUCGGAGAGCCUGAGGGCCAGCGAGAAGCACCGGAGCUCCACGGACUACAGCAUCGACUCCAAGAAGCGGAAAGCAGAGGAGAAGGACAGCAUGAGCCGAUAUGACAGCGACGGUGACAAGAGCGAUGACCUGGUGGUCGAUGUCUCCAACGAGGACCCCGCGACGCCCCGGGUGAGCCCAGCCCACUCCCCCCCAGAGAAUGGCAUCGACAAAGGGCGUGUGAUGAAGAAGGGCGACGCUCCCAACAGCCCGGCCUCGGUGGCCUCCUCCAGCAGCACUCCCUCCUCCAAGACUAAAGACCUGGGCCACAACGACAAGUCAUCGACGCCCGGGCUCAAAUCCAACACUCCGACGCCGAGGAACGACGCGCCGACCCCGGGGACGAGCAGCACCCCGGGGCUGCGGCCGAUGCCCGGCAAGCCAGCUGGCAUGGACCCUCUGGCCUCUGCCCUGCGGACGCCCAUCUCCAUCGCGGGCUCGUACGCCGCUCCCUUCGCCAUGAUGGGGCACCACGAGAUGAACGGGUCGCUCACCAGCCCCGGCGCCUACGCGGGGCUGCACAACAUCCCCCCGCAGAUGAGCGCCGCGGCCGCCGCCGCCGCCGCCUACGGCCGGUCGCCAAUGGUGAGCUUUGGAGCUGUUGGUUUCGACCCGCACCCGCCCAUGAGAGCCCCUGGGCUGCCCUCCAGCCUGGCCUCCAUCCCCGGCGGGAAGCCAGCCUACUCGUUCCACGUCAGCGCCGACGGGCAGAUGCAGCCGGUGCCGUUCCCCCACGACGCGCUGGCGGGUCCCGGCAUCCCGCGGCACGCGCGGCAGAUCAACACGCUGAGCCACGGCGAGGUGGUGUGCGCCGUCACCAUCAGCAACCCCACCCGGCACGUCUACACCGGCGGCAAGGGCUGCGUCAAGAUCUGGGACAUCAGCCAGCCCGGCAGCAAGAGCCCCAUCUCGCAGCUGGACUGCUUGAACAGGGAUAACUACAUCCGCUCCUGCAAGCUGCUCCCCGACGGCCGCACGCUGAUCGUGGGGGGCGAGGCGAGCACGCUCACCAUCUGGGACCUGGCGUCCCCCACGCCGCGGAUCAAGGCCGAGCUCACCUCCUCUGCCCCCGCCUGCUACGCCCUGGCCAUCAGCCCCGACGCCAAAGUCUGCUUCUCCUGCUGCAGCGACGGCAACAUCGCCGUGUGGGACCUGCACAACCAGACGCUGGUCAGGCAAUUCCAAGGCCACACGGACGGUGCCAGCUGCAUAGACAUCUCCCACGACGGUACCAAGCUGUGGACAGGGGGCCUGGACAACACGGUGCGCUCCUGGGACCUGCGGGAAGGUCGGCAGCUGCAGCAGCACGACUUCACCUCCCAGAUCUUCUCGCUGGGGUACUGCCCGACGGGCGAGUGGCUGGCGGUGGGCAUGGAGAGCAGCAACGUGGAAGUGCUGCACCACACCAAACCCGACAAGUACCAGCUGCACCUCCACGAGAGCUGCGUCCUCUCCCUCAAGUUUGCCUACUGCGGUAAAUGGUUUGUGAGCACUGGCAAAGACAACCUGCUCAACGCCUGGAGGACGCCCUACGGAGCGAGCAUCUUCCAGUCCAAGGAAUCCUCGUCCGUCUUGAGCUGCGACAUUUCAGCGGACGACAAAUACAUCGUCACGGGCUCCGGCGACAAGAAAGCCACAGUCUACGAGGUCAUCUACUAAAGCAGGGAUUUGAUGUGAGGGGCUGGCAACCCCCCAGCAGCAACAGGGCCAGGAGCCAGGGGGGCAGCCAGCAGCGAGUGGCCCAGGGCUCACAGGGGCUGCAGCAGGGGGUAACCCCCGGGGCUGAGCCCCCAGCCCGGCUGCGGCAGGACCCUGCCUGGAGGCUCUGGCGGGCAGCACCACACACGGAUUCAUUUGGAGGUCUGCAGACACGGCACACAUUGGAGCCCUACAUGGAUUUACUUCCCUGGUUUUUUUUCUCUUCGUUGCUGUUGUUGUUGGUUUGGUUUUUGGGGGUUUUUUUGGGGAGGGGGGGGUUUAUUCCAGCCGAGUUUCGGUUGUUUCCCGGUUCCUCCCGGCUGCGCUUUGGUGGCACUAAAAAGGACUCAGAAGUUGGCUUUUUGGGUUUUUUUUUUAAAGUGACUGGUUCUUUUUGUUGUUGUUCUUUUGGGGUUUUUUUUCCCCCCCUCGUGCAUCCUGCAUAAGACUUGUGAAAAGUGUAAAUAACGGACUAGUAAAUAGCAUUGGAAGGGUGGGGGACCCUCCUCUCCCCUCCCGGUACACUAGCUGUGUAUUUUUGUCUGCUGUAAUUGUAUCCCACUGAUGGUUUUUGGUGGUGGCAAUUUUAUUAUUGGUUUUUUUCUUUUUGAGGGGAGGGAGGGGGUUUUUUUGGCUUAUUUUGGGGGGUUUCCCCCCCCCCCACCCCCUCUCACCCCUUUCCCCUCAAACAACGCGACGUGAACUCAGCCGAGCAAAGACAAAACAAAAAGCAAGGCACGUUGUUCCUGCUGUCCCAGCCCUGAGCUGUUGGGUGUGUUGGUGAUGGUGGGACGCUGCUGGGACCCUCAGCUCCCACCUGGGGCUGCAGCAGCACAAUCACCUUUGGCUUUCCUUUGUUUAUUUGUUUUGGGGGGGGAUUUGGUUGGGGUUGUUUUUUAUAUAUGGACUUUUUUUUUGUAUGAUUCUUUCUGGGGGGUCCUUUCUCUCUCUCUCUCUAUCUCUGUGUGUGGUUUUUUUUGUUGUGGAAGCAAAGGGGAGAAGCCCAAGCUGCAGGAUCGUCUGUGCAAGCCCCUUUUCUUUCCUUGGUCUUCGGACAGAAGCGAAACGAGGAGUGGAUUUCAAAGCAUAGUGAAAACAAUUCAGCUCAGGGAGCCACGAAAGAGAAGAAGCAAACUUAUGUGUUUUGUAUUCAAAUGAAAGUAAAAGAGAAAAAAAACCCAAA